Messenger RNA from Dipodomys ordii (Ord's kangaroo rat), 2135 nucleotides. It is a transcript of the gene Asb8, whose product is annotated as ankyrin repeat and SOCS box containing 8. The coding region runs from base 97 to 963 and encodes 288 amino acids. The record is from RefSeq and is a predicted model, not a curated record. Gene Ontology annotation, biological process: intracellular signal transduction. Gene Ontology annotation, molecular function: protein binding. The transcript is spliced from 4 exons. NCBI's taxonomy places the organism in Eukaryota, Metazoa, Chordata, Mammalia, Rodentia, Heteromyidae.
UUGUGCUUCCGGGUCACGUCUUGACAGCGGCUUUCCCAGCUCAACGUCACCCUGCUGUUCGGCAGUUUGGAGCAUGUAAACACACUCUGAGCCUUGAUGAGUUCCAGUAUGUGGUAUAUUAUGCAGAGCAUUCAGAGCAAAUACUCUCUCUCAGAACGCUUGAUCCGAACAAUUGCUGCCAUCCGUUCCUUCCCACAUGAUAACGUAGAGGACCUCAUCAGAGGGGGAGCAGAUGUGAACUGUACCCACGGCACCCUGAAGCCCCUUCACUGCGCCUGUAUGGUGUCAGAUGCUGACUGUGUGGAGUUACUCCUGGAAAAAGGAGCUGAGGUGAAUGCCCUGGAUGGUUACAACCGAACAGCACUGCACUAUGCAGCAGAGAAAGAUGAGGCGUGUGUGGAGGUCCUGUUAGAGUAUGGUGCAAAUCCCAAUGCUCUGGAUGGCAACCGAGACACCCCACUUCACUGGGCAGCCUUUAAGAACAAUGCUGAGUGCGUGCGGGCUCUCCUGGAGAGUGGGGCUUCUGUCAAUGCCCUGGAUUACAACAAUGAUACACCACUCAGCUGGGCUGCUAUGAAGGGGAAUCUUGAAAGUGUCAGCAUCCUUCUUGAUUAUGGUGCAGAGGUCAAGGUCAUCAACCUAAAAGGCCAGACACCCAUCUCCCGCCUAGUCGCUCUGCUAGUCAGGGGACUUGGAACAGAGAAAGAGGACUCCUGCUUUGAGCUCCUCCACAGAGCUGUUGGACACUUUGAAUUAAGGAAAAAUGGCACCAUGCCACGAGAGGUGGCCAAAGACCAACAGCUAUGUGAAAAACUGACUGUGCUCUGCUCCGCCCCAGGAACACUAAAAACACUGUCUCGCUAUGCUGUGCGCCACAGCCUGGGCCUCCAGUAUCUGCCAGAUGCAGUGAAAGGCCUUCCACUGCCAGCUUCUUUGAAAGAAUACCUGCUGCUUGUAGAAUAGCCUGGAGAUCCCUGAAUCAUCACACAGGCAACUCUGGGUGAGGUUUUCCCUGCAAUACUAUCUCUCAAUCAUGGAACACAGAAAAGAACUUGUUCCUGUUAUGUGGUUUAAACAUUUCAAAGCAACAUGUCACAGCAGUAACUUCCACAUAACCUCCCCUCCCCACGCUAAGCAACCAAACCUCCCCAAAAAACCCACAAAAAUGCGUCACUUUUCUUUGCUGUUUAUUGCUUACUUGGCGUUUUAUACUGCAAAAGAAGAGGUCUCCCCAACACCUGCCCCUUUAGGGAGAGUCAACCACGCAACUAAAAUUUCUCUAGGAAGAUGGCAAGUAAGGUGUGUGUGUGAUUUUCCUUUGGGGAUAGGAUUUAAUAGUACAGAAGAAUCCUUCUAGAAAGCUUUUUAGUUGAUUUGUGAAAAAGAUUUAAGAAAAAUCACAGUUCCAGCUAAGCAACAAUUGGCAUGCUGGGAUGAAGAUACUCCUGCCUGCAAGGGUAUCAUAGAUUGUGAAUUGAGCAUUUGGAAGGGACUGUCCCCUUACCCAAGGAAACAACAGGCUUUGCCUUUCUUCAUAAAUGUGCCCAGGGAUUAUUUCAGAUACCUUGCUGUUCCCACACUGAGGAGAGAGCAGGUUCGAAGCAAUCCUAAGAAGUCCUGAAAGUCCUGAACUAUUUUGAUGUGGUUCUUUCACUAAUGAGCUCAGGAGGCGUUUCCUGUGCUUUCGACAAAGGUGUCUUUGCCUUAGUCAGGAGAAUGAGAUGGGAUGCUUAAACCCCAUGGGUCUUCUCCAUUCUCUGUAGAAAGCUUGCUCUACUAAGAGAUAGUGUUUAUUGUAUUGGAAUCUUUGCCUUUCAUUGUUCUUUGGAAGUGGAGUUGAGGGAAUGGGGAAAGAAUAUAAAAGAGCUACUUUGGAGAUGGACCUCCUGCCCAAAAAAGAUCAGAUUCAGUGAACAAUAACUUAUCUACAAUACUCUUGCUUUUCAUGUUCUGAAAUUAGAUCAAGUUAAAUUUUUUUUGUAAAUGGUCUGUAUGCAUAUUUGAAAAUCCGUUUUCAAAAACUGGUUGGGAAUUACAAAAUGGAGUUUGUUACCAGCUAACUUGAAAAUGUCUUCCUUUGUCCUUUUGCUGUUAAUGGAGCUUUUUGUUUUUUGCCCAUUAAAAGAAGAAAUAAA